GCUUGUGUCUGUGUGUGUGUGUGUGUGUGUGUGUGUGUGUGCCUAUUUGCCGGCAUCAUUGUUGUUGCAGGCGCCCAUUGUGGUGACAGUCGUGCUCGUCCUACUAGACGACCCGGUCGUGGCAUUCAGAAUACUUGACAUUUGCGCCGCCAAAUUGUGCGAUUUCUUCAGGCUGUGGCUGUGACAUUGCCAUGAACGUGGCGCACUUUGCCGCUGCUGUCUCUGCAGGCCGUCCCUUUCCCCCCCUCAAGUAGACAAACUCUAUCUGCUCCGCCGCCGAUUGACUGGCAAACAAAUUUUGCAAUUCAAUUUCCAUUGUACAUGUACCAAAAGAGUGUGUGUGUGUGUGUGUGUGUGUGUGUGUGUGUGUGCGCGCGUCGUUUGCUGUCAAUUCAAAGUAUUUGGCAUAAAAAUUGAAAAUUGCAUGCAAAUUAAAUAAAUAGACAGACGCCACAGCAAAUGCUCCACAGUUGCACAAGGACAAUAACAACAGCGGCAACAACACGACAAGUAGAUGAAAUAACUCUCAGCCAGUGAAAAUGACAGUUUGAAGUUCUGGUCGCAAUCAAAGCAAAUGUCAUUAGCACACGACACAGCCAGCGUCAACGUCGCUGUUCUCGAUUGAUAGCACCACCAACACCGCCAACACCACCAGCACCACCAACAGCAACAUCAGCAAAUGCAACAACAAACAGCAGCAGCAGCAGCAGCAGCAGUGAAUUGGUGGCAACUGAGGACAUUUGCAUAACUUGCUGCAAGUUGAACUAACGCUGGCUCCCACAGUCAGAUGUCAACAGCACUUGGGAAUGAUGCAGAUGCAGUGAAAUCAAAGCCCCUUGCGCAAUUUGCACAAACAACGCAUGCGGCAAAUAGCAAUAGAAAUAGAAAUUCAAAUGCAAAUAGAAUUUGUGGCGUUCGCUACAAAAAAUACCCAUAAAAUAACAAAAGCAGCAACAACGGCAACAACGGCAACAACGGCAACAGUGAAUCGAGCAACAGCUGCUGCAAAUAACAAACGUCAGCUGCAGAGCGCAAAAACAAGCCGCAACAACAACAACAACGACGACGAUAACAACAACAGCAGGAGGGACAACAACAACAAUAACAAAAUGAAGAGCCAUUUAGGCCUGCUCUUUGUCAUUUUGAUAAUGGCCGCCAAAUGCGCCAAUGGAAAUCCACAGAAUCAGCAUCAUGAGUUAAACUCACAGCUGGAUCCCGAUCCGGAGUUUAUUGGCUUCAUCAACAAUGUCACGUAUCCGGCUGGUCGUGAGGCCGUUCUGGCCUGCUCCGUGCGCAAUCUGGGCAAGAAUAAAGUCGGCUGGCUGCGUGCCUCCGAUCAGACGGUCCUGGCCCUGCAAGGACGCGUCGUAACUCACAAUGCGCGGAUCAGUGUCAUGCAUCAGGAUAUGCACACCUGGAAAUUGAAGAUCAGUAAGCUGAGGGAGUCCGACCGUGGCUGCUACAUGUGCCAAAUCAACACGAGUCCUAUGAAGAAGCAGGUGGGCUGCAUCGAUGUGCAAGUGCCACCGGACAUUAGCAACGAGGAGUCCUCGGCCGAUCUGGCCGUGCAGGAGGGCGAGGACGCAACGCUCACAUGCAAGGCCACGGGCAAUCCGCAGCCGCGAGUCAUCUGGCGGCGUGAGGACGGCGAAAUGAUACUAAUACGUAAGCCGGGCAGCCGGGAGCUAAUGAAAGUGGAAACCUACAAUGGCUCCUCGCUGAGGUUGAUUCGCCUGGAGCGCCGUCAGAUGGGCGCUUACCUCUGCAUCGCCUCCAACGAUGUGCCGCCGGCGGUUAGCAAGCGCGUCUCCCUAAGCGUACAGUUUGCGCCCAUGGUGCGUGCCCCCAGCCAGCUGCUGGGCACGCCGCUCGGCUCCGAUGUGCAGCUCGAGUGCCAGGUGGAGGCAUCCCCGUCGCCCGUCUCCUACUGGCUGAAGGGCGCGCGCACUUCGAACGGGUUCGCCAGCAUCUCGACGUCCAGCCUGGAGUCCGGCUCGCCCGGGCCCGAAAUGCUCUUGGAUGGGCCCAAAUAUGGCAUCACGGAGAAGCGCGAUGGCUAUCGCGGCGUCAUGCUGCUGGUGGUGCGUUCCUUCUCUGCCUCCGAUGUGGGCACCUAUCACUGCGUCAGCACAAACUCGCUGGGCCGUGCCGAGGGCACGUUACGGCUAUACGAAAUCAAGCUACAUCCGGGCGCCUCGGCCAGCAACGAUGAGAGCCUCAAUUUCAUUGGCGGUCUGGACGACGAGGCUCGCAAUGUGGCCGCCGUCUUCAAGCAGACGGCGUGGCUGAUGCUGCCCCUGCCGCUGCCCCUGCUGCUGCUGCUGCUAUGCGCUUGGAGCGCGUGAUAUCAAAAUUGAGCGAGAGCCGGCAAUCAAGUAUUCCUACAGGUGUUACCCAGCCCUUGAGCCGAUAUCUCCCAUCCCUCCGCAAAGUGUUUCGCUUACGCUCCCGCUCAAGCCCCGCGACCCCGACAAUUCCUUAUCAGUGUCUGUGUUGUUUGUUGUUUUUGUUAGGGCUUUCAAUUUGUUCCCUUUGUUUUGGUUCAUUUUUACAAUUUCUUUUUAACAUUUUUAUAUACAUACAUAUAUAUAUAUACAUACAUAUAUGCAACGUACUGCUAAACAUAUUACAAAAGCGCUGUGGGCCCCAAGCUCCCCCACCUCGCGAAUAUCAUUUAAAUACGUAUCACGAGAAUUGUUGUUCAAAGUCCUUUCCCCUCAUAAAUAACCGAAACGAAGAAGAAAAACCAAAAAAAAAGAGAUGGCAAAUGGAAAAUAAUGCCAAAAAAAAAUAAAGUAAACAAAUAUGUCGCAUUGCAUAUGAAGACACAUGAAUACUAUAAAAUAGUGCAUAAAUGUAA
This is a messenger RNA of Drosophila mojavensis, 2860 nucleotides long. RefSeq names its product lachesin (gene DIP-gamma). The record is from RefSeq and is a predicted model, not a curated record. The transcript has 11 exons. Bases 861 to 2345 code for a protein of 494 amino acids. Gene Ontology annotation, cellular component: neuron projection. Lineage: Eukaryota; Metazoa; Arthropoda; Insecta; Diptera; Drosophilidae.